UGAUGAGAAGAGCCAGGCCAGCUAAGCCUGCAUCUUCAAUACUCAUUAUGGGAGCAAAUAACUUAUCUGUACAACCUAAAUGCUUGCUUAAUUAAAUGGAAAGCAAGGCAGUGAUUUCUGAAAGGGCUGAACUUAAGUCAAGUUGUAAAACUCCACAGUGCAGCCAGAAGCAGCGACGGACAGUUGAACUGAAACCUGGGAACACGUCAGGGGCCCUGGACCACUGCUUCUCAGCCAUUUUAUUGUGAGGAGAUGGAACUCAUUAAAGUUAAGUAACAUUUUGCGCAGCUAGUUGAUAAUAGACCCAGGAUCCCAGAGGCACUUGGAUUCACUGGUUUCUUGCUUCAGAAAUUAGCAAGAAGACCUCGGUCCCCUGGUGAGACAGGAGAAAUGGAAAAUUCCCUGUGUGUCUCUAUUUUCUUGGUUUUGUGCAUCUUUAUCCAAUCAAGUGCCCAUGGACAAAGCCUGGGACUAGAGUCAUUUGGAAGGAGAUCUCGAGCUGUUGAAACAAAGGAAACAUCACAGGAGACAAGAACCAGAUUUCUGCUCUUUAAAGAAGAAACCGAUAAGAGCUGUCAGAUUCGGCUCAAUCACUCAGACACAUUACAGCAGUGCGGCUUCAACUCCUCUCUGCCUCUGGUGAUGAUAGUCCACGGGUGGUUGAUGGAAGCCUCACUGGAAAACUGGAUCUGGCAGAUGGUGGCCGCGCUGAAGUCUCAGCUGGCCCGACCAGUCAACGUGGCGCUGGCAGAAUGGGUCACCCUGGCCCACACCCACUACUCCAUUGCUGUCCGCAACACCCGCCUCGUCGGCCAGGAGAUCGCGGCCCUUCUCCAGUGGCUGGAGGAAUCUGUUCACUUUUCUCCAAGCAAUGUUCAUCUAAUUGGGUACAGCCUGGGUGCACACGUCUCAGGAUUCGCUGGCAGUUACAUGAGUGGAAAGCACAAGAUUGGGAGAAUUACAGGGCUGGAUGCUGCGGGCCUUUUGUUUAAAAGAGCUUCCCCCAAUGACCGGCUUUCACCAGAUGAUGCCAAUUUCGUGGACGCCAUUCACACCUUUACCCAGGAACACAUGGGCCUGAGUGUGGGCAUCAAACAGCCCAUAGCCCACUAUGACUUCUACCCCAACGGGGGCUCCUACCAGCCUGGAUGCCACUUCCUAGAGCUCUACAAACACAUUGCCAAGCACGGCUUAAACGCCAUCACCCAGACCAUCAAAUGUGCCCACGAGCGGUCGGUGCACCUCUUCAUCGACUCCUUGCUGCACGCUGAUAUGCAGAGCACAGCCUACCCAUGCAGGGACAUGGACAGCUUCAGCCAGGGCCUGUGCCUGAGCUGCAAGAAGGGCCGCUGCAACACGCUGGGCUACUAUGCCCGCCAGGAGCAGCAAAGCAAGAAGAGCAAGAGCCUCUUCCUGGUGACUCGAGCACAAUCCCCGUUCAAAGUUUAUCAUUACCAGUUGAAGAUUCAGUUCAUCAACCAAACUGAGAAACCAGUAGAACCAACUUUUGCCGUGUCACUCCUCGGAACAAAAGAGGAAAUGCAGAAAAUCCCCAUCACUCUGAACAAAGGAAUUACUAGUAAUAAAACCUAUUCCUUUCUUAUCACAUUGGAUUUGGAUAUUGGUGAGCUGAUCAUGAUCAAGUUCAAGUGGGAAAACAGUAUGGUGUGGUCCAAUGUCUGGAACACGGUCCAAAUCAUCAUCCCAUGGGGAAGAAAGUCCCUUCACUCGGGCCUUGUUCUGAAGAGCAUCAGAGUCAAAGCGGGAGAAACACAGCAAAGAAUGACAUUUUGCUCAGAAAACAUGAAUGAUCUACAACUUCACCCAACCCAGGAGAAAACCUUUGUGAGAUGUGAAUCAAACUCUAAAAAACUGAAGCAAAAGAUCAGAUGAGCUUUAAUGAAGACCCAGUGUGAAGAAUAAAUGAUUUUAUUCCUUA
Physeter macrocephalus (sperm whale) is the source of this 1939-nucleotide messenger RNA. RefSeq names its product lipase C, hepatic type (gene LIPC). Gene Ontology annotation, molecular function: apolipoprotein binding; lipoprotein lipase activity. The transcript is spliced from 11 exons. NCBI's taxonomy places the organism in Eukaryota, Metazoa, Chordata, Mammalia, Artiodactyla, Physeteridae. Bases 391 to 1893 code for a protein of 500 amino acids. Gene Ontology annotation, biological process: triglyceride catabolic process; fatty acid biosynthetic process. The record is from RefSeq and is a predicted model, not a curated record.